CCGGGACCCGCGGGGGUCUGAGGGGGACGCCAGGUGGCGCGGGGGCCGCGCGGGCCCGGGCUGGGCGGAGCGGGCGUACCCCCACGGCCCGGCCGGUGGAAGGCGCGGGCAGCAGCGGCUCCGAGUGGCCGCGGCGGUGGGCUGUGCCGGAGUCUCCUCCCUUUGGCCCGCUGCAGGCCCGCAGCCCGAGUGUCGGCGCCAUGGCUUCGUCGCAGCUCUUCCGCGCGCUGGUGUCAGCGCAAUGGGUGGCCGAGGCGCUGCGGGUCCCGCGCGCUGGGCAGCCCCUGCAGCUGCUGGACGCCUCCUGGUACCUGCCGAAGCUGGGGCGCGACGCGCGACGCGAGUUCGAGGAGCGCCACAUCCCGGGCGCCGCCUUCUUCGACAUCGACCAGUGCAGCGACCGCACCUCGCCCUACGACCACAUGCUGCCCGGCGCCGAGCAUUUCGCGGAGUACGCAGGCCGCCUGGGCGUGGGCGCGGCCACCCACGUCGUGAUCUACGAUGCCAGCGAGCAGGGCCUCUACUCCGCCCCGCGCGUCUGGUGGAUGUUCCGCGCCUUCGGCCACCGUGCCGUGUCACUGCUUGAUGGCGGCCUCCGCCACUGGCUGCGCCAGAACCUCCCGCUCAGCUCCGGUAAGAGCCAACCUGCUCCCGCCGAGUUCCGCGCUCAGCUCGACCUCGCCUUCAUCAAGACCUACGAGGACAUCAAGGAGAACCUGGAAUCCCGGCGCUUCCAGGUGGUGGACUCCCGAGCCGCCGGAAGGUUCCGCGGCACCGAGCCUGAGCCCCGAGACGGCAUUGAACCUGGCCACAUCCCGGGUACCGUGAACAUCCCCUUCACAGACUUCCUGACCCAGGAGGGGCUGGAGAAGAGCCCUGAGGAGAUCCGCCAUCUGUUCCAGGAGAAGAAAGUGGACCUGUCUAAGCCACUGGUGGCCACGUGUGGCUCUGGCGUCACGGCCUGCCACGUGGCACUAGGGGCCUACCUCUGCGGCAAGCCCGAUGUGCCCAUCUACGAUGGCUCCUGGGUGGAGUGGUACAUGCGUGCCCGGCCCGAGGAUGUCAUCUCAGAGGGCCGGGGGAAGACCCACUGACGCUAGGCAGGACACAGGCAAGCUCAGGUGAUGCCGGCUACCAGCAAUGCCUGGCCUGGCAGCUCCGUCUCUGCUUUCACCAAGAGAGUGUUUCUUCACUCAGCUCAGGUGGCUUUUGGAGUGACAUCUCAAGGCCAGGAAUUCCGUUGACUUGUUGGCUGCCAGUGGGGGUGGGAGGAAAGGCGGAGGCGAGCCCUGGAGGAGGGAGGCCACAACUCCGAGCUGCCCGCCUGGUGCUGAGCUGGGGCCCCGCCUCCUUUCUGUUUUAUUUUUGAGGAAAUAAAACAACCAAGUGCUAAA
Molecule: messenger RNA, 1394 nt
Organism: Symphalangus syndactylus (siamang)
Lineage: Eukaryota; Metazoa; Chordata; Mammalia; Primates; Hylobatidae
Gene: MPST
Product: mercaptopyruvate sulfurtransferase
Cellular component (GO): mitochondrion
Molecular function (GO): thiosulfate-cyanide sulfurtransferase activity
Source: RefSeq, a predicted model, not a curated record